AUGUCUGGUGGCGUCAAGAGAGAUCGCGACGGCAACGCCCGCGCUAAAAGCGCCAGGGAUGAUGCCCCUCGCGGUCAAUUCCACGACAUGUUUGAAACGUUUCGCGAUGAGCUCGAUGAACAUUACGACCGCCGGGAGAGGAUCAUCAAAGUCUCCAGAGAUGUCACAGCUUUGAGCAAAAAAAUAGUGAAGAACCUUCAUGCCGAAUUCCCACCAAACAUUCAAAAGGAGGUGGAUAGCCGCCUUGCGGAGAUAUCAACACUACUCAACUCCAUUGCCGCUGAUCUUACGCCUCUCAAUCGUCAGCGAUACAGCUACUCGCUACGCUGCCUCGAGGAACUCGUCGAGGCCCUCUCAUUCGCACACUAUCUCCGCCACCAGACGCUCAUCACACCCGCUGAGACACAAGCAGCAGUCCCCGCGGAUGUCGAGAUCUCUCCCUUUGACUACAUGUACGGUGUGUUCGAUUUGUUCGGGGAGUUGAUGCGCUUUGCGACCGUGACCACCGCGCAACGCGGCGAACUUGUUGGAAAUGACGAGGGAAGGAAUAUUCUCGGCGAUAUCCACGAGCUAGGUUGUGCCUAUGAGAUGCUACCAGAGAUCCCGACCAAGGAUUACAGGCAGAAAAUUACGGCCAUGAGACAGAGUGUUGUUAAAGUCGAAAAGUUGGGAUACGGACUGGUCGUCCGAGGCAGUGAGCGGCCAAAGGGCUGGGUGCCAGACAUGAAGGACGACGCACCGGACCCCAGCUCGCCAUGA
This is a messenger RNA of Emericellopsis cladophorae, 759 nucleotides long. Its product is annotated as translin-associated X. The record is from RefSeq and is a predicted model, not a curated record. Gene Ontology annotation, cellular component: cytoplasm; nucleus. Gene Ontology annotation, molecular function: RNA binding; RNA endonuclease activity; sequence-specific DNA binding. Lineage: Eukaryota; Fungi; Ascomycota; Sordariomycetes; Hypocreales; Bionectriaceae. The transcript is spliced from 2 exons. The coding region runs from base 1 to 759 and encodes 252 amino acids.